Molecule: messenger RNA, 1317 nt
Organism: Rhinocladiella mackenziei CBS 650.93
Lineage: Eukaryota; Fungi; Ascomycota; Eurotiomycetes; Chaetothyriales; Herpotrichiellaceae
Exons: 1
Coding region: 1-1317 (438 amino acids)
Biological process (GO): rRNA methylation
Cellular component (GO): mitochondrion
Molecular function (GO): RNA methyltransferase activity; RNA binding
Source: RefSeq, a predicted model, not a curated record
AUGCUGUCCUCCACUCUCCAUGUCCUGCGAAGUGGUCUGGCCGUCCCGAAUCCACGUUGGUUCUAUUCUACCCGGACCAUAUCCUUGACAGGGGCGAUUGAAAAAGGGAUCAGAGAGGGCCAGUACAGCGCAAGCAAGCACGAAAGCCGCUACACAGACCAUCGAAACAGGAAGCACACAGUAGGAGGCCUAACCCGAACAGAUUUCGGUAACAAAGCACGUUAUUUACCAGAACAAAGGAGGCGCGGAACAGCCCAAACCAAAGAAGAUGCCACACCCGAGCAGUUCGAGGGUCAGAUGCCGGCACCAGCAUCUAUUCCCUACACAACAGCAAGCUCCGAAUUCAUAUACGGGACAUUUUCUGUCCUGGCUGCCCUAAAAGCCAACCGCCGCAAGGCCUACAAGCUAUACCGACUCCAGUCCCAGACGGAAACCUCUAUGGGAAGAGAGGACAAAGAGACCGGAGAAAAAUGCCUACGGUAUAAUAAUGACGUUCAGAAGGAAAUCUACCGAAUUGCCAAAGAUACAGGGGUGGAGGUGAAGAAUAUAUGGGGAAGUGAGUGGGACAAAUCUCUAGCCAAAGUGACAGGCGGACGACCACAUAAUGGUUUGGUCCUGGAAGCUUCUCCACUGCCCAGACUCCCCGUCACCAGCCUGUCAGCCGUGAAAUACUCAUCAGACGACGUUGUUGCGACUCUGGGAUGGGCAUCACGGGAAGAGCAGGAGCUCAAUAGUGUCUUUGAGAUAUCUGAAGGCACUGCACUUAUUCCUUCUUCCCGACCGUGUUACCGCUAUCCCUUCAUGCUGCUGCUUGACUGCAUUACCGAUACCGGCAAUUUCGGUGCCAUCGUGCGGUCUGCUUGGUUUCUGGGGGUCGACGCAGUACUUGUUCCCGAACACGGGACAGCUUCCGUUUCAGCCAACACUCUGAAAGCCUCAAGCGGAGCGCUUGAGUACCUGCCCAUUCUUUCCGUGAAGAACGAAAGAGAAUUCGUCAAGAAGUCGCGAAAGCAAGGCUGGAAGUUCUUUGCCUCUGUUGCACCUGAUAUGGAUCAGAGCCAAAAAGUUUUAGGGCGCAAUAGUAGUCCAUUGGUGGAUGUCGAAGGAGCGUUGUUGAAAUAUCCGUGUGUACUCGUCCUGGGCAACGAAGCUACCGGUAUUCGACCAUUUAUGAGAAAUCUUGUGGAUGGCAUGGCCGGAAUCCCGAACGCAAGACCAGAGGUUCGGGAAAUUGAUAGUCUCAAUGUCAGCGUAGCUGCGGCGUUGAUGACUCAGAGGUUUUUUGCUUCGGCUCCUGCAGGUGCUACCCAGACCUGA